Puntigrus tetrazona (Sumatra barb) is the source of this 3316-nucleotide messenger RNA. It is a transcript of the gene pnpla8, whose product is annotated as patatin-like phospholipase domain containing 8. The transcript is spliced from 10 exons. Gene Ontology annotation, biological process: arachidonate metabolic process. Bases 344 to 2425 code for a protein of 693 amino acids. The record is from RefSeq and is a predicted model, not a curated record. Lineage: Eukaryota; Metazoa; Chordata; Actinopteri; Cypriniformes; Cyprinidae. Gene Ontology annotation, cellular component: membrane.
GGCGCUCUGAUUGGCUGCGCGCACAUCACGUCAUCUUAACUGUUUCUGAACGCUUCCUGUCAAACUGUUUAUUUGGGAUCCGCACACCUCUCCGUAUUCUAGAUAUUUCUAGCGAAAUGACAGCGAGUAAUAAGGAAUCAGCGGGUCGCCUUUAAAAUGAGAAAAUCUCCUACCUCGUGUGUUAUCAUGGAGUCCUUGCGUAGUGGAUGUGAGAUGCCUAAAGCUCUGACUGAUCUCUGCAGGGCUCAGCAGCUCUGAUGCCAAUCCACACACACACACACAUAUACGCACACGUCUGUUUCCUCAAGGAAUAUCCCAGAAUUCCCUCGAGUAACCUCGCCGCAUGUCGCGCAUCAGGAGCACACUGGACACCGUUACCAAAGCCGUGAGCGGAACGGUGAACACCGACCUCCUCGCCAAGAUCACACGCUUCAAACCCCAAGGCAAAACCGUAGAGGUUAAAGUGGAAUGUCCCGAGGCAGAGGCCGGGGCUGUCGUGACCAUGGCGGCACCCGAGUCGCCCAGGGAGAAAGAGGUGAAAAAAGAUAUUGAACCUCAUAAAGAAGCCCCAAAGUCUGUCAGCAGUUUGCAAACCCUGCAACGUUUUCAGCCCACGGCGUUCACGACCAACAUGGAUGAAACGUACAAUCACCUGGCUGAACAUGUCAAUAACUACUUCGGAAGCGACUCACAAAAUGACAAAAGGUCACGUGACACGGCGUCCUCGACACCUCCGAUGCCGCCUAGCAAGGAUCACAUCCUAAUGGCGGUGCCCGCGUCCCAUAGAUCCACACCAGACACCCCCCCUGCUCUUGACAAGGACGGCUCUGUCCCAAGUCCACAAGCCCCUUCUGCUCCAGCUCCGGAUGAGGGUGUUACAACCAUCCCCAUAUCGCCGAGAAAAGGCAUCAGUCACUAUCUGUCCUACCCCAGGCCCAGCGUCCAGGCUUUCGUAGGAAACUACAUCGCUCCCCUCGUCCCAAAGUUCAGAGCGGAUUCAAAGAGUGGCACAGCGGAGAAGGACAAAACCUCUGAACUUGCGCCGUCCCAGGAUGGAAAGAGUGCAGAAAGCAAGGAGAAAAAAGAAGCAGAAGAGAAAGCGCAGAGACUUCUGUCUCAGAGGGAGAAGAUUAUAGCACGUGUUAGUGUGGAUAACCGAACCAGAGCACUGGUCAAGAGUCUUCAGCGGGUCACUGAUGUGAAGAUCACCAUCAGCAGGGUGGAGGAACUGAGCUUUCAUCUGCUGGAGUUUCCUGAGACCAGAGGGGUGGCCGUCACUGAGAAGGUCAUCCCGUGUCUGCUGCGUUUGAGGCAGGCAAGAGACGUCAAUCUGCAGGCUGCCGUGAGACAGGCUCUGGCCCUGGUGGGCUACACUGACCCGGUCAAAGGCAGAGGGAUACGUGUUCUCUCCAUCGACGGAGGAGGGACCAGGGGUCUGGUUGCAUUACAGGCUUUGCACAGGCUGGAGAGUUUGACCGGGAAGCCCAUCUACCAGCUCUUUGACUACAUAUGUGGAGUUAGUACAGGGGCUAUCCUGGCCUUUAUGCUGGGUGUGUUCCAGAUCCCUCUGGAUGAGUGUGAGGAACUCUAUCGGAAGUUGGGAACGGAUGUCUUUAAACAGAACUUGAUUGUGGGCACAGUGAAAAUGGGCUGGAGUCAUGCGUACUAUGACAGCCAGAUCUGGGAAGAGAUUCUCAAAGAAAGAUUGGGGCCUGGACUAAUGAUUGAAACUUCCAAGAACCCUAAAUGCCCUAAGGUGUCAGCGGUGAGCACCAUAGUGAACAGAGGCCUGCCGCUGAAGGCGUAUGUAUUCAGGAAUUAUAACUUCCUGCCAGGGGUUCGUUCACACUACUUGGGCGACUGCCAGCAUAAAAUGUGGCAGGCCAUUCGAGCAUCCUCCGCUGCUCCAGGAUACUUCCAGGAAUUUGUUCUAGGGAAUGACCUCCACCAGGACGGUGGUCUCUUGAUCAACAACCCCACCGCUCUGGCCAUCCAUGAGAGCAAGUGUUUGUGGCCCAACACACCUGUGCAGUGUGUGGUGUCUCUGGGAACAGGCCGAUACGAAACCAUAGGCAAGACCAGCUCGAGCACUUAUACCAGCCUGAAGACCAAACUCACCAAUGUCAUCAGCAGCGCCACUGACACCGAAGAGGUCCACACAAUGCUGGAUGCCCUGCUCCCCCCGAACACUUAUUUUCGUUUUAACCCUUACAUGAGUGAAGACAUCUCAUUGGACGAGAACCGACAGGAGAGGCUGGACUUCCUGCAAGCUGAGGGUCGGCGCUACCUGGAGCGUAACGAGAAUAAGUUAAAGAAAGUGGCCGCUGUUCUCGCUCAAGAAAAGAGCAUCGUCCAGAAGCUGGCCGAAUGGGCCCAACUUAAAGCCGACAUGUACGAUGGCGUUCCUUUUCGCUCCAAACUCUGAAACCCGCACUCUAAAACAAACUAGCACAACCACUGACCUUCUCCAUUGUCUGGUUAUCAUAUGACAAGGUGGAAAUGCGUGUUACAUAUGUUGCCAUAUGACAGUACAAAACAGGGAAUCAAGUCUGUUGCCUCACAUUGAUGAGCACAUAAGAAGAUUGAAAAAGUUUUAGUUGGAUUUUACGUUUUUUUUGUUGGUAUUGUAAGAACAUCUUGUUUGAAACGAAGAUGAAGCAUGUUAGUGGCAGCACUGACUAGCUAGCACUUAUAUUUGCUGCUUUUCAUUUGGGAUGUACUAAUGUUAUUUUGAUCCAUUCGUUUGCAAUAGGAUAAGGUUGCUGUUGUGUGGUAUCUCUCCUUGGGAAAACCUUUAGUAAUAGUCGACUGAAUUGACAGUACUGUAGUGAGCACAGGGAAAGCUGCUGAACUCACAGACUAAAGUGUGUGUGUGUGUGUAUAAUUUUCAACCAAACUUUUAUUUAAAUUCAAAUUAUCAACCCUCUGCAAUGGGAUGCGACGGCACUGAUGUUUUAAAGACUUUGCACACAAUGUUUCGAAAACAUUAAAUUGUGUUAUUGCUGAAGACGGUUUGCAUUAAUUGUGAAAAUACUAAUGAAACAAUUGUUGAUUUUGCGUAUUAUGUUCGAAUGCCUCGGUAUGCAUUUUUAUUUGCUUCUGUGUGCACUUGGCUGGAAAAUAUUUUACAUAAUUUAUUGGUACCGUUCAGACUGAGUGUAUAAUAUUGUAAAAUAUCAAUCCUUGAAUGCAGUGAGUAAAAAUACAACAGUGUUGUAGAUAUGGUUUUAACAGCUUGAUUCAAAAAUGGCAUUUUCCUAACACCUUAAAAUGUAUUCCCUAAUGAUUAUGAAGAGAAAUAAAUGAUUUUAAACCA